UGACGUCACGCGCGGCCUCCACGUCGCCAGGGCAGCGAAGAUGGCGGCGGCCGAGGGGAGUGCCGCCGGGGCGCCGUUGUUUCCAGGUCUCACAGAUGUGUCAAUAUCUGAAGACAUUCCAGUGGAAGGGGAGAUUACUGUUCCUGUGGGAUCUCACUCUCCUGAUGAAGACUUCUCCACGCUGGAUGAGCCUGUUAGGGAUACCAUUAUGAGAGACCUGAAGGCUGUUGGGAAGAAAUUUGUCCAUGUCAUGUAUCCCAAGAAGAGCAGUGCACUCCUCAGAGACUGGGACCUCUGGGGCCCUUUGGUGCUUUGUGUCUCGCUUGCUCUGAUGCUGCAGGGUGGAUCAGCAGAUAGCAGAGAUGAUGGAGGGCCCCAGUUUGCCGAGGUCUUUGUCAUCAUCUGGUUUGGUGCUGUUGUCAUCACACUAAACUCAAAGCUUCUUGGAGGAACAAUAUCCUUUUUUCAGAGCUUGUGUGUUCUGGGUUAUUGUGUCCUGCCUCUCACAGUGGCCAUGUUGGUGUGCAGGCUGGUCCUGCUGGUAGGCUCUGGGACCAUCAGCUUCAUCAUACGUCUCGUUGUAGUGAUAGCCAUGUUUGGUUGGUCAACGUUGGCUUCGACAGCUUUCCUGGCAGACAGUCAACCUCCGAACCGCAAAGCUCUCGUCGUGUACCCCAUCUUCCUCUUCUACUUUGUCAUCAGCUGGAUGAUUCUCACCUUUACACCUCAGUGAUCUCCCACCAGAAGAGACUGUGUGAUACAAACUGGAGUUCUUUUCAUGAACGCUGCUGCAGUUAAUCAUUGGCUUUAUCUCUUUCUAAUUUAUAUAGAGAGGUAUUGUAAAAAAAAAAAGGCAGGUUAUGGGAUAAAGCCAGAGAACUGCACAAAUGGGUCGUUUGUCUGUCCCUCUUUUUGAAGGAUGCAGAGUUCCAGCUGCUGAGGGGUUUAUUAUUUAGCUCUGCUCUUCAGUCAUGUUAAAUAAAAGAUGCCAGCUGUGACAGGGACCGUUCCUCUGAGGAACAGAGCGAGGCGCUGGGUAGGUGAAGAGGAAGCCACAGGAUGGCACGAGUUGGCAGAGUCCUUGCUGUGCCUGGAUUCUCACUGAGGAUGAAUAUGCCUUAUGAAACAACAGAACUGCUGUUAGGUGUUGGGUAAGGAAGAAAUGUGCUCACCUCCAUUCCCUUCUGAAGCAGAGAAAUGUAUAUAAAGCACAUCACAGCACUGUGAGCUCUCACCUUGAAACUAGAGCUGAGCAAAAACUUGGUUGGGUCCAUUUUACAGGUUAACAGGAGCUGGGCAGAAGGGAGUUGCCUUUGCUUAUAGUCAUGUGUGUUUGUUUUGUCCCUUCAUGUGUUAAGAAAGAGUGUUGCAGCCAAAUGCCUUUGACACCACAGUUCCACUGAUCCACCCAUUUGGUGAGAUGGAGUUUGUUUACACAGGUUAGUUAAACAGCUUUUCAUGUGUAGAAAAGGCCAGAGAGGUAAAAGUCCUGGAGAAACAAAACUGGUUUGCAGGAGGGAUUUUACCUGUCCUAGCAUACUGAGAAUGAAAAACUGUCUGGAGUCUACCCACUGCAGUGUCUACAUGUAUUAAAAACCCAAAGUGAGUCGAGGUUUCAGUAGGUGAGAGGUUUGGGUGUUAACAUCCACCACCAGGGCUUGUGCCUGAGAGUUUUAAGUCAGGUUGGAGGAGGAAAACUGAAUUGUGUUGAAGGUGGUGGCUGCUGUGAAGCUGGAGAUGAAUUCUGCUCUGACUUGCUCAGAUGAGGCUUCAUUUGGUUGCUUGGGUGGACAGCACUGAAACAUAAAUGUGUAUGAAUUUCAUAUGGUUUCUUGGUCCUUAGAGGUUUGGGUUUUAGGAUUGGUGUUUGGUUGGUUGUUUUUUUUUUUGCUUACUACUUUUUCUGACAGGGGAGGAAGUUUCCUCCUGUUCCUUGUAGGUGCCCUGUGCACCUGUCUGGAGAACCACCUACAGGGGUACGAUGUCACUUAACUUUCAGCGCAGGGAUUGAGAGCUAGAGAGCUGCUCGUUGAAAACUGUAUGGGAAUUAUUUAGGCUGUAUGUUAUUGUCAGUGUCCAGGGAAAGAGCUUUGAAUCAUCUGGGGAAGAAAAGCUGCUCUUAAAAUGUCACUUUUCCUGAAAAGGAGCAGCAUUUUGUUUCCUUUUUCCUGUAGUGAGACCUGUACUGGGUGCAUGUGAGCUCUGCUGAGGUGCAAGCAUGCCUAAUUUAUAUCUGAAAGUGCAGAUCCUGCUAUAAACACUGCAGACAUUUGACAGUUGGGAUGGCAAAUCCCAGAUGUGCAGAUUAAAAGGGCAUUUCUUUCAUUUCUGGGAGCUCAGAGAAGUGGGAAGGGAAAAGCUGCUGCCAGCAGGGAUCCAGCUUUGCUGCACAGCAGGAGGAUGUGCCAGGCUGACGCAGCUCAUGCUGUCCCCUUACACCUGCACCCACAGCUGUUGUAGGUGCUGCAGGAGGACCUGCAGUGUUUCCUCUCUGUGGGAGUGUGUUGGAAAUGGGAAAUUUGAAAACUUCCAUUAAAUUAUUACUGGUGUGGAAUACGAUUUGGUUUUCUUUUCUAUUCAAGUGCACAGUUCUCAGUUUGUUUAAUCAUUGCUUUAGCUUUAUGAAGGUGAAAAGUACUCAAGGGAAGUAGAUAGUAAAGCUGUUGAUUGUUGCAGUGGGGUUCUUUGAGCCAAGAAUUUAACCCUCCUUUCAGAGAAAUCCUUGGAGUUCUGCCUCUGUAGUGUCUUUUGGUUGAAGCUGAUAGAUACCUGAAAGAUACUUGGAGUCACAUUUAAUUGAUGCACUCUGUCUGAAAAGAAGGGAAACUGGUUUUAAGAGGAAUUAAAGUUCCAGCUUUUUCCUUA
Molecule: messenger RNA, 2865 nt
Organism: Pogoniulus pusillus (Red-fronted tinkerbird)
Lineage: Eukaryota; Metazoa; Chordata; Aves; Piciformes; Lybiidae
Gene: YIPF6
Product: Yip1 domain family member 6
Exons: 7
Coding region: 41-733 (230 amino acids)
Biological process (GO): endoplasmic reticulum to Golgi vesicle-mediated transport
Cellular component (GO): membrane; trans-Golgi network
Source: RefSeq, a predicted model, not a curated record